Colias croceus (clouded yellow) is the source of this 2414-nucleotide messenger RNA. It is a transcript of the gene Snx1, whose product is annotated as sorting nexin-2. Bases 298 to 1686 code for a protein of 462 amino acids. The record is from RefSeq and is a predicted model, not a curated record. The transcript has 10 exons. Gene Ontology annotation, cellular component: endosome; endosome membrane. Gene Ontology annotation, molecular function: phosphatidylinositol binding. Gene Ontology annotation, biological process: early endosome to Golgi transport. NCBI's taxonomy places the organism in Eukaryota, Metazoa, Arthropoda, Insecta, Lepidoptera, Pieridae.
AACAAACUUUAUAUUUUUAUAAAAUUCCAAUCCUUAAUGCGCAGGCAGAUCAAUUAUUCCUAGUAUUGUAUGUCUUGUAAAUACGUAUAUCUUACGACUAUUCCAUAUUUUUUUAUCUGGUACCACCGUGUAAAUGUCAACGCGUCCAUUUGAUUCGUAAAUCGGAACGUCAUUUUUAAUACAAUUUGUAGUUUUCGUUUGUGCAGAUAUCUCCUGUGGUUAUCUCUGUAAUUUCAGAAUUGUAGUCGCAUUAAGUGUCACCGAUUUAAGUAUUGUGAUUAUUUGGAACCAUUAAUCAUGUCGGACGGAUCGGAGACACCGUUUAGCAACGUCGAUAUCAACAACGAGAACAGAGAUGACGAAGACCUUUUUGCUUCAGCGGUCCAGGAAGUUAGUUUGGAUCCAGAGGUAAAUGGAGUAAGGGAAAGCUUAGAAAAGGCUUCCAUUGGAGAUGUAUCAAGUAUUGGGAGUCCUAUAAUGGAAGAGAUAGUCACAGAGCGUGCAAACAACAUAAUAGUAACUGUAACGGAGCCUCAAAAAAUUGGUGAAGGCAUGAGCUCAUACGUUGCAUAUAGGGUCCUCACAAAAACUAACAUGCCAAUAUUUAGCAAGCACGAAUUUGCCGUUCUCCGCCGUUUCAGCGACUUCCUUGGCUUACACGAGAAACUAACAGAAAAAUAUCUACGGUCAGGUAGAAUCAUACCUCCUGCACCAGAAAAAAGCAUUGUAGGCACAACAAAGCUAAAGAUGACGUCCACACCAUCGACUGAAAGUGCAAAUGGAACAACUGGAUCCAACUCGCUACAAUCACAGUUCGUAGAGCGGCGGCGAGCGGCUCUCGAGAGGUUCUUGAAUAGGGUUGCCCAACACCCCGUACUGUGUAUAGAUCCCGAUUUUAGGGAGUUUUUGGAGUCUGAAUCUGACUUACCCAAAGCAACAAGCACAUCGGCACUCAGUGGAGCUGGUAUGUUGAGACUGUUCAACAAAGUAGGCGAAACUGUUAAUAAAAUAACAUACAGAAUGGAUGAAUCCGACCCUUGGUUCGAAGAGCGCGUGGCCCGCGUGGAGUCGCUGGAGAGCGGGCUGCGGCGGCUGUGCGGCGCGUGCGAGGCGCUGGCCACGGAGCGGCGCGAGCUGGCGGCGCGCUCGCACGAGGGCGCGCGCUGCAUCGCCGCCGCCGCCGCCGCCGACCCGCACGCGCCGCUCUCGCGCGCGCUCUCGCACCUCUCCGACCUGCACGAGAAGAUAGAGCAUCUAAGGAUCGAACAGUCAAACACGGACUUCUACGUGCUUACGGAACACAUCAAGGACUACCUCGGUCUCAUUGGUGCUAUCAAAGAUGUUUUCCAUGAACGAGUUAAGGUGUUCCAAAACUGGCAACACGCACAGAUGCAACUCACGAAAAGGAGAGAGAACAAGGCUAAGGCUGAAAUUGCCAACCGGCCGGAGAAAAUAGAACAAGCUGCUAACGAAAUUAUUGAGUGGGAAUCGAAAGUGGAGCGCGGACAACAGGAGUUUGAUCAAAUUUCGCGCGUUAUCAAGAAAGAGUUGGAGCGAUGGGAGGAAAUCAGGAUUUCGGAGCUCAGGGCCACGAUACUGCGCUAUCUUGAAGAGCACAUGAAGCAUCAGGCUCAGUCGAUCCGCUACUGGGACGCGUUCCUGCCAGAAGCUCGCGCCAUCAAAUGAGUGCGGUGCGGCGCUCACUGCGCACGCGUGUCUUAACAUUUGCACUUUUUUAUUUUAUUUUUAUUUUUUUAUGUGACGAAUUCUCUCCUAGAGCCAUAUGUUGACGUGAUAUUGCUAUAUCCAUUUCGGUAAAAUUGUAAAAAAAAAAGUAUGAAAUUGUUGUUUUGUCUUUUAUUUUGUAUAUUUGAAAUCUUUCUUUGAAAAUUGAAAUAUAUUUCUAUCUAUGUGUUAUUGUAAAUAAUAGAACACCAUGUAAAUGGAUCCGCAUACUAUGGUACAGUAACAAGAAACAUGCAUUUUUAGAAUUUAAAACAUACUUAAACAAAAUAGUCAUAUCAUGUCGUCAUAAGUCCCCUGCGUAAAUGUAUCUAUAUUUUAUUAUUUUUCAAGUGUUUAUCUAGAAUAUGAUUCACCAUCAAGAUAAUAGUUUGUAUUUAUUUUUCAAAGAAAAAGAUAAUUACAUUUUACAUUUAACAUUUUUAAACGAUACUUCGUUUUUUGUUACGUCAGGAGAGAUUCGUCCUUUAUACAACGACAGACUGUAUUUAAAUAAAUCAUUUUAAUUGUACAGAAUAUAUAUUUUGUUCCAAAUAACUUUUUCGAUAUGUACAUUUUUCUUUAGAUAAUGAAGUCAUUGUAGAUCAUCAAUUAUAAGUCUACUAAAAUAAUAUAGUUGAUUAAAUCAUGUAGGCUAAAAACUCAUAUUCACUGUACAUUUAUACUUAAAA